UGUAACUGACUGUAUUUAAAUAUCAAGAGUAGUAUAGAUAUCUACUCUUGGUAUUGCAAAUUUUAGAAUGUAGUUCAACACAGUCAUGUAUGUUCACACUGCUACUUGGUUCAGCUGGUUCUAUCUAGUUUGAAAUGUGAUACAAGGAAAGGAAUACAGCAGAUUUGAUGGCGUCAGCUAUGCGAUUUGGUGCUAUUUUAAAAUGCCUAAGUACAGCAUCUAGAUGUUCAAGUCGAGGCUGUGGCUUCCCAAGAGUAGCCUCAGUGAUAUCAUGGAGAAGAGCUGCUAGCUAUGAUGCCUCGAACUUCGCGGGGGUGCUGACGGAUGCCAUUGAGAGUGGACAAACGCUUUUGUCAGUUUCUGAGUUGAUUAAUGGCCAGGAUCAUCUCGUGUUGAUUCCUGCAAUAGUGCAGUUUGCAGAUGAGGUGGACAAUUCACAGUUACUAGACCUUCUAGCGAAGUGUGCUGGUUCUACUGGAAAACGUUUCGAUGAGGACAAAUUGCAGAAACUGAGGCCACUGUUGACAGGUUCGUAUGUCCAGUCUCGGAAAUUCACCCUCAACCAACUGUUGGAGUUAGGCUCCUGUCUUUCGUAUGCGUCCCUACUUGAUUCUGACCUGAUGGUUUAUCUGCAAAAUGAGCUGGCUGCAGAGAAUAUCAGUGUGGAGGAUCUGAAUGUGACGCAGUUGGAACGUAUAACAGUUCUGCUUGCGCCAAACACCAGAUGGGGAGGCGAAGCACAGCAAAUUCCACCGCGCUUCCACCAGCUUAUGACGGCCGUCAAGAGCAAAUACAUGGCGUUGAUUGGCACGCACGUGCAAAGUGACUUUGAAUGUUGGAGGAUGGGAAAUCAACUGUGGGCAGCUGGCUUGUUGUCCAAGUCUGAAGCUGCAAUGGUAGAUGGUCACUUGGCCAAAGCACUUUCGGAGAGUAGUUUGCCACUGGGUGUACUGCGCUUGUAUAUCAUUGAAGCAAGUGCCAGUGCUACUCUUGGUAUUGGCGGUAAGAUGUUGCAAGCGCUGCUGCUUAAGAGAGGACACACGUUUUCGGCGGCCUAUCUGUCAGGCACGGUUCGCCUUAUGACAUUCCACAAUGCACUUAACGAUGACGUGAUGCGGGCUUUGCACAAGAUACUCAGCCAGCGUCCCCUAGUCCUCGCCAAGAAGACGCCGUCAGCUCUAGUUUCUGACACUUCUCGGGAAAGCACCAGUGAAACGUCAGCAGAGGAGCCCAGCAUGUGCAUCGACACAGUAGGCAGUGAGUCAUCGUUGCCAUCUUCAGCUGACACCACUAGUCGCGAUUCAUUCUCCACGAAGGGCGAGAUGAUAUUGAGACUAGAACAAGUCUAUAUCCUCCUAUGCAUGCUGGCUCAACCAGCAACGAAGCAAAUAAGAUCAUCAGCUGAAGUGGCCCGGCUGUUCUUCUCUUGCGACUGGAUUGAGGAGUACCCACAAUGGAACACAGUAACUGUGUGUCGGCUUCUAGACGUUCUUGUGCACUACAGUAAACCCGGACACCACCAGGCAUUAAUGGAGAAUCUGGUAGAGAAUCUGGUCAGCCGAGACCCCAGCGCCUUUGCCGAAAAUGAUCUGGUUAGUCUUCUACGCUUGGGUAUCACCCUGGACUAUACCCAGCAACAGUUGGCCAGACAGCUCUACGCGUUUGCUCACUCGUCCGAAUUCAACUUCUCGAAUGCUGGUGUGAAACACGCUCAAGCAAUUUCCCGUUCACUGGCACAAAUCCGCUACCCGCUACAAGGUGCUGUGGAGAGCUGUAUUGAUCUGUUGACCGGAAAAUCUUGGGUCUCACUCAUUUUUUUCCUCCACAUCGUCCGAAACCUUUGUGUAGCUGGUGUGAGAACAGCAUCUCUCGAUCGCAUGCGGCCAGUACUGAGGAGACAACUUGACCUUCUACCGCCGUCUACAUCUGAUCUGAGUAAAUUACCACCGGCGACUAUUGUGGAUUGUGCUUGGAUAAGCUAUGUACUCGACGUUGAUCCCCCGGAAAACUUGAUCAAGCUGGCCCUAUCGUCGUCGGUUGCUGAGCGGCUUCCCCUGAUCUGUUUGGAACGGCUCUUGCUUGUCAGUUCUCUGAGUGGUGUAGCAACGAAAGGCCAGCUGGUCAUGUCCACAGAGGUCCACGAGCUCGUUGUGAGAAGGUCGAAGACUGAGGAAGGUAGGGAUCCGUAUCAUGUCCAUCACAUUGUAUCAGUCAUCCGCACUAAGCUUGCGCAUCUCCUCUCGCCCGGUGCAUUGAGAAGUCAAGUCUUUGCCCCUCACCGUCAGUUUGUCCAGAUUGCAUUGCUGCUAGAUUCUGAAGGUCGGCCUACGGACUGGCCAAGCGAGCUCGGCGAUGUUGAUACUAUCGAUGCAGGGCAGUUGGUGCAGGAUGGUCUGCGACCAAUGGCCAUCGUUGUAGCUUCGAACAAACAGUGCUGUGAUGACCUUGGAUUGCAAGGUGGGGAUGAAGAGCGUCCACCGCGUGCUCUGUUGCGAAUGCAGGUGGCGGCGUUACAAGCGUCUGGCUGGGACACACUGCUUCUAAGGUGGCCGCUCUUUGCUGAAAGUCCAUCGCGGCUCUCUUAUCUAAUAUCUCUCUUUGACGCGAAGGGUGUUGUUCUGCCUGGCCGUGAGCGUGCCUCCUACAAUCGCCAGGAGAAAGGUGCAUCCGGGAAACGUCGCAAUAAAAAGGCUGCAGCAGCUAGUCAAGUAGUUGAUCAGCACCAUCCAUGGCAGCAGAAACAACGGUCAGCCGACAGGUCAGCAUCUGGGACACCAGGCACUUCAGUGGUGGAUACACAGGACUUAGUCACUGACAAGGGUUCUCAACGAGGGCUUAAACGUAAGACGGUGAAAGGAUCUGGCAUACCACCAUUGGUGGGUGCUAUGCCGGUGCAGUCGGUACAGAAACGAACAACUGCUGCAGAAGUUAACCCUGGAAAGCAAGCGCCACGUGACAACUUUGUAUUUGGUCAGGAUUGAAGCAGUGAACUAGUGUGCACGGCACUAUGUUGUGCGGAUGGGCCUUGUUUAGCUCUCUAACACACCUUAAUCUGUCUUUCUAUACUCUCUCUCUCUCGCUCUCUCUCUCUUUCUCUUUCUUUCUCUUUCUCUCUCUCUCUCUCUCUCUCUCUCUCUCUCUCUCUCUCUCUCUCUCUCUCUCUCUCUCUCUCUCUCUCUCUCUCUCUCUCUCUCUCUCUCUCUCUCUCUCUCUCUCUCUCUCUCUCUUGUAUAGUCUUAGUUUUAUUGUCUCAAACUUUUCUUUAGCUGUAAGUUGCCAAACAAUUCUUAUUCUUGAGAUACAAUGUGACAUUGUGACUAUGCCACAGCUUCUACUUGUGACACACAUCCGUGCAUGAGUAUGGAUACCUGUGCAUGCAUAGAAUACUAAUGCAUACAGUACAAUCAUGUCUGAUGUACUAGUUCAACCCUUGAUACAGUGUACAGUGUAUCAAGUGUCAUUUAGUGCAGCACACUACUGCCACAGUGACCAUUUGCAUCGGUGCUGGUUGCUGCUGCUUCUGCUGCGCCACCGUCACCUCUGCUAGUGCUGGUGAUGUCAUUAUGCUAGUGCUGGUGAUGUCAUUAUGCUAGUGCUGGUGAUGUCAUUAUGCUAGUGCUGGUGAUGUCAUUAUGCAUCGGAAUGAACAACAGCCUACUUUUAGCUCUGUUGUGAAUAUUGAACCAUAGGCCAAACAUCCUGGUAUUUCCUCAAAACCAGCUCUUGUAUAUAAGAUUUUGAGAUUGUCGUUGGAUGCCUCUA
This is a messenger RNA of Sycon ciliatum, 3762 nucleotides long. RefSeq lists its product as uncharacterized. Lineage: Eukaryota; Metazoa; Porifera; Calcarea; Leucosolenida; Sycettidae. Bases 168 to 2981 code for a protein of 937 amino acids. The record is from RefSeq and is a predicted model, not a curated record. The transcript is spliced from 2 exons.